AUGCUAUCCAAUCUGAGGUUAAGUUGUGAAACACAGAAAACUUUUAAGAUACAGUGCUUGAAAGGCAAUGCAGACUCACAGUAAUCUGAUAGCAUUCUCCAUCAAAGUUUCCAUGACUAUAAACUGCAGCAUAAUAAGCAUGUUUAUGCUCCAGGUGCAUCUUAAGAGGAGGAAUACAUUCUUAGAAUGAUAUUAAUUACCAUUUUGAAGCUGGUACUUGAAAUUCUUUUCUGUUUCAUUGAGGAUACUCUGAAGUAUAAUACCCUUAGUCUGUGA
Molecule: messenger RNA, 276 nt
Organism: Condylura cristata (star-nosed mole)
Lineage: Eukaryota; Metazoa; Chordata; Mammalia; Eulipotyphla; Talpidae
Product: chromosome unknown open reading frame, human C6orf120
Source: RefSeq, a predicted model, not a curated record